Molecule: messenger RNA, 1938 nt
Organism: Venustampulla echinocandica
Lineage: Eukaryota; Fungi; Ascomycota; Leotiomycetes; Helotiales; Pleuroascaceae
Product: putative isomerase YbhE
Exons: 1
Coding region: 1-1938 (645 amino acids)
Biological process (GO): maturation of SSU-rRNA from tricistronic rRNA transcript (SSU-rRNA, 5.8S rRNA, LSU-rRNA)
Cellular component (GO): nucleolus; 90S preribosome; small-subunit processome
Molecular function (GO): protein binding
Source: RefSeq, a predicted model, not a curated record
AUGAAGCUCACAAAUCCCAAUGAUGUGCCGGUGUAUACCAUAUCGGGCGCCUCUACUGCGCGGCCGCUCCCCGACUGGCUCGCCCGGCAACGGAAGCGCAGCUUAAAGAACGACCCAGAGUAUGCCAAUCGAGUCGAGCUACUCCAAGAUUUCGAAUUCGAAGAAGCCAGUAACUGCAUCCGGGUCAGUGAAGAUGGGGAGUGGGUGAUGAGCACUGGCACCUACAAGCCGCAGAUUCAUACUCACUACCUUCCGCAUCUCUCCCUCUCGUUCGCUCGACAUACCGCGUCCCUUAACCACUCAUUCAUCCUCCUCUCGUCCGACUACUCCAAGUCUUUGCAUCUACAAACCGACCGAAGACUCCAAUUUCACACUCCUAUGGGUUGUCAUUAUGAGACUCGUCUUCCAAGAUAUGGCAGAGACCUUAUAUACGAUAGGCAAUCGGCUGAAGCUCUGGUUCCUUCGGUUGGCGUCAAUGCAGACGGCAGUGGCGAAGUAUACCGGCUAAACCUUGAGGUUGGGAGAUACAUGAAGCCAUACCAAGUAGAUGUGGGAGGUGACGAUUUAACGACCGCAGGAGGUGGUGCGCUGCAAGGGGGAAUAAAUACUGGGAGUGUUAAUACGGCAGCGAUCGCAGAAGAUAGCCAUAAUCUGCUCGCCUUUGGAACGUCCAUUGGAACUGUCGAGUUUUGGGAUCCGAGAUCAAAAGCGAGAGUUGGCAUUCUUCCGACGCAAGAUGGGGAAAUCACGGCUUUAGACUUCGACCGGUCAGGCCUUUCCCUUGCGACCGGCUCCUCUGAAGGGCUGGUGCAACUUUUCGAUCUCCGGCGGCCUGUGGCAAUGCUGCGCAAAGAUCAAGGAUAUGGCUAUCCCAUUAAAACGUUGAUGCAUAUGACGACGUCCUCUCAGGAAAAGAAGAUUCUUUCAGCCGACAAACGGAUCAUCAAGUUGUGGGAUGAAGCUGAUGGUAAGGCUUGGACAUCAGUCGAACCAGCGGUUGACAUCAACUCCGUGGCAUGGUGCAAGCAGAGUGGCAUGAUAUUAACGGCAAACGAAGGACAGCAACAACAUGCCUUCUUCAUUCCCCAGCUUGGCCCAGCACCAAAGUGGUGCUCUUUCCUAGACAAUAUGGUUGAGGAAAUGGCAGAGGAAGCUCCAGCCGAGACCUAUGACAACUACAAAUUCUUGACACUACCCGAACUCAAGGCGCUCAAUCUAGGCCAUCUUAUUGGGACAACCAAUCUACUGCGGCCAUACAUGCAUGGAUACUUUGUUGCCUCGAAACUUUACGAGGAGGCCCGUCUCAUUGCAAAUCCAUACAUAUGGGAUGACGAGCGGACGAAGAGAGUUAAAGAAAAGGUGGAGAAAGAAAGAGCUAGCAGGAUCAGAGGCGGCAAGAAGGUCAAUGUUAACCAGAACUUGGUCGACAAAAUGCUCAAGCGGCAAGAACGGAGGCAGACAGUUGACAAGGAAAUGGGUGUGCUGGGUGACGAGCGAUUUGGCAAGCUAUUUGAAGACGAGGAGUUUGCUGUGGAUGAAAGGAGUAGAGAAUUCCGGGCUCUAAACCCUAGUACCAAGGUUGGAGAUGCCGGCCCCUCGAAGGUCGCAAACGACUCCGACGAGCCAAGCGAAAGUGAAGAUAGCGACGAAGACGCAAUUAUCUCGAAGCCAGCGGCCAAACCCAAGCCGGAGAUGCGUAUUUCUUCUUCAUCUUACAAGAAAUCGGGACACCAGAGGCAAGACCGAGCUCUAGGAUCGCGCCAAGUUGGUACGGGUCGGACCGGCCGAAAUCAAAACGAAGUGGUUGGCGAACGGUCAAUUACAUUUGCACCAAGCUCAGGAAAGAAGGAGAUUGAGAAGGCGAAGCCAGUUGAGCGGAAGGGCAGACGUGAUGAGGGCAGACGAAGUGCAAGCGGCAACGUAUUUAGGAGGUUAUAA